Molecule: messenger RNA, 1620 nt
Organism: Acanthosepion pharaonis
Lineage: Eukaryota; Metazoa; Mollusca; Cephalopoda; Sepiida; Sepiidae
Source: the annotation of a GenBank genome assembly
AUGAGUUCAGGUAAAAUAUUUGUUAUUUUUUUUUUUGUUUUUUCUUUUUUUCGCCGUUUUCUUUUUCUCACUUUUUUCUUCUUUUUUUCUCUCUUUUUCAUCUUUUCCUUGUUUCUCUCUUUCUUUCCCUUUACUUUUCUAUUAUUUUUUGUUUUUCUUCCUUUUCUUUUUCUUCUUUUCUUUCUUCUUUCUUUCUUUUCUUUGUUUCUCUUUCACGCAUCAAAACAAGAAAUGUGUUUUACUUUUUCUUCGUGGAUGACGGGGAGGACAGCAAUAGCCAUUUCCACACUCUCUCUCUCUCUCUUUCUCUUUCAUAACGACGUUUCCUUCUCUCUUCUUCCCCAUUCCUCCCCUUCAAUACAUUCCCUCCCUUAUUAUCUCAUGAAACCUAUCUAUCGGACGAUCUUUUUAGCUCUCAUCAGAUUCUCUUUCUAUUUACAUGAAAAAGGACCUUUCUUCUCUCACUUCAUGAAAAGGAGAAAAUAUCCUCCCUCAUCUCCUCUCUUUCUCGUCUCUCUCUUUUUUCUUCAGUCUAUCUACGUCCAUCUAUCUAUCUAUCUAUCUAUCUAUCUAUCUAUCUCAGUCCUUUUCAUUAUCUAUCUAUCUAUCUAUCUAUCUAUCUAUCUAUCUAGGAUAUUUUUUGUCUUACCGAAUUUACCCCGAGCUGUACAAGACUUUUUCUUUGGACAUUCUUCGGAGCUCAAUCCACCCCAGCUUCGCCAGUCAAGAUUUUCUUCCUCCUUCCCUCGGAAAACACCACUGCCCCCAUUUGCAAUACACAUCCUCAUCAAACACCCCGUUCCAAUAACAUUGCAGCCGAAGACAUUUUCCUCCUCCCAACAACUCACUUUUCCACCAGCACAACGUCUAGUCCAUAUUAGAUUUUCUUUUCUAAAAUAUGGGGACGUCUGCUCUAUUAAAAUCAAGAAUCUGGAAGAAAGUACCACAAGAAGUCUUUCCUUCUUCUCCUCUGAAAGCACCACUGUCCCCAUUCAAAAUGUUUCAUCCCCCUCCCUUGAUCAUAUUUCUAUCCUCCCAACACCCCACUUUCAAUUUGUCGUCCCCAAAGCCAAACACCUCCCAGCAGAGUUCUUCUUCUCUUUCUGUUUUGUAUGUGCGAAUCAUUCCGUCUGUCUGUCUGUUUGUCUGUCUGUCUGCCUAUAUCUCACUCUGUUCAUAUCUAUCUAUCUAUCUAUCUAUCUAUUUUACACUGUUCAUAUCUAUCUAUCUAUCUAUCUAUCUAUCUAUCUAUCUAUCUAUCUAUCUAUCUAUCUAUCUUUCUAUCUAUCUAUCUAUCUAUCUAUCUAUCUAUCUAAUCUUCAUGAAACUAUUCAACAUUUUCACCCCUCUCUCAUCAUUACACGUUCUCUCCCCCCCUUUCUGUCAUCUAUAACACGUAAAGAAACUCACGUGUCGUGUUUCAUUAAUGAUGAUGAUGUUACGAGUCCAUUUUUCUUUUCUCUGUCCGGAACAGACAAACCGCUCUCUUUAAUUCCAACCUGCCCUUCUAUUCCGGACCCAAGAGUAGACGGUUGUGGCUCAUCACAGCAUUCAUCUCUUUCUGCAAUAUCUGGGGUGUGGCCAUGCAAAAACAAAAACCUACUUGGAAUUUCCAUCUAA